Messenger RNA from Penicillium verhagenii, 2466 nucleotides. RefSeq names its product mannosyl-oligosaccharide glucosidase (gene cwh41). Gene Ontology annotation, cellular component: endoplasmic reticulum membrane. Gene Ontology annotation, biological process: oligosaccharide metabolic process; protein N-linked glycosylation. Lineage: Eukaryota; Fungi; Ascomycota; Eurotiomycetes; Eurotiales; Aspergillaceae. The transcript is spliced from 7 exons. Bases 1 to 2466 code for a protein of 821 amino acids. The record is from RefSeq and is a predicted model, not a curated record. Gene Ontology annotation, molecular function: Glc3Man9GlcNAc2 oligosaccharide glucosidase activity.
AUGCAUCUCCGGAUCACAACUCUCGUCACAUCGCUCCUUUAUGCGACGGGUACUCUUGCCAGCCAAGACCCCAACGAUGUGUCCAUCUUGAUCAAAGAGGCCGCGCGUGCCAACAACGAGUCGCUGCUAUGGGGUCCCUACAAGCCGAAUUUGUAUUUCGGCGUCCGCCCUCGAAUCGCAAACAGUCUUGCUGCAGGACUACUGUGGGGAAAGGUGGAUAACUUUGCUACCGCGCAAGGAAACUUCCGACACACCUGCGAGCAACAUGAAGGCAUGGCCGGUUACGGAUGGGAUGAGUACGAUAUUCGCAAGGGAGGAGUUCAGACCAUCCACGAUGCUGGGAACACUCUGGACCUUACAAUUGACUUCGUCAAGGUCCCUGGUGGCCAGAACGGUGGCAGCUGGGGAUUCCGUGUGAAGGGUACACCACGUGAAGACGGCGCACCAGAUCAGCCUAUCUCGAUGCUAUUUUAUUCCACACUCGAGGGAUUGGGUCAGCUCGGCGUGGACCCGGAAAGCGUGGGCGAUGCUCCUGCGCUCGAGGGGGAUGUCAAGUUCAAUGGUUAUUCUUCCGAGCUUGGAGACUUCUCUAUUGAUGUUACUACUGGCCCGGAAACCAACCAGUACUAUGAGCAUACCCACCCGAGCUACGAGGCGAAACCUUUGGGCAAGGGUAUUGUGUCUAGUCAGACCGUUCGCCCGGAGGAUCUUUGGCAGGUCAAGGGGCUUAUGUUCUUGCAGAUGAAGGAAGAGGUUGAGCCCGCCAUUCAGGAAUAUGGAACGGAGAACCCCCCGCCUCCAGCUCAGCUGUUUACUGUUAAGCAUCAACCCGGUGAUGGAAACCUUCACUUUGUCCAGAAGGUCUUCAGAGGCCCUUUCGAGUUUGACGUUCUUUUCUCAUCAGGCUCUGCUGGUGAGCCCCUUACUUCGGAGACGAUCACCAAGGAGCUCAAGGAAUCCUCGCUAUCUUUCUCUGAGAGAUUCAAGCAGGUGCUUGCGCCACAAGUCCCCUUCAACUCCGCUAAGUACCUGAAGUUUUCCAAGGCCAUGCUUUCCAACCUGGUUGGUGGUAUUGGCUUCUUCCACGGAGACGAUGUUGUCGACCGUUCCGCUUCUCCUGCCUACGAGGAGGAGAACGAAGGCUUCUGGGAAGAAACUGCAGAGGCUCGCGCAGCGGCCAAGCCUGUUAUCGGUGCCCCCAAGGAUCUCUUCACCUGUGUUCCCUCUCGUCCAUUCUUCCCUAGAGGUUUCCUCUGGGAUGAAGGUUUCCAUUUGUUGCCCGUCAUGGAAUACGACUCUGACCUUGCUCUCGAAAUCAUCAAGAGCUGGUUCCACCUCAUGGACGAAGAUGGAUGGAUCGCUCGUGAACAGAUCCUCGGCAUGGAGGCUCGCAGCAAGGUGCCACCUGAGUUUACAGUUCAGUAUCCCCAUUACGCCAACCCGCCGACUCUUUUCAUGGCCUUGGAAGCCUUUAUGGACAAAGCAAUGAGCAACAAGAGCUUCCAAUCCGAAGGUCUCGAUGCCAGCGACGUCGCUGAGAGCCUCCGAUCUGCAACCCUGCGCAAUCCCGACCUGGCCGAUGCAUACCUCCGUUCCUUCUACCCUCUGAUGAAGAGACACUACAACUGGUUCCGCAACACGCAGCGCGGAGAUAUCAAGUCUUACGACCGCGAGGCUUUCUCUACAAAGGAGGCCUACCGCUGGCGUGGACGCUCCGUUCAGCACAUUUUGACCUCCGGUAUUGAUGAUUACCCUCGUCCCCAGCCACCGCACCCCGGUGAGCUGCACGUUGAUCUGAUCAGCUGGAUGGGCAUGAUGACCCGCACAUUGCGCCGCAUUGCAGAGACACUGGGUGAACAGGAAGAUGCUGAGGAGUUCGCAUACCACGAGAACGCCAUUACGCGCAACAUUGACGACCUGCACUGGAAUGAGAAGGAGCAGACUUUCUGCGAUGCGACUAUCGACGAGUUCGAGGAGAGUGUGCACGUCUGCCACAAGGGUUAUAUCUCUAUUUUCCCGUUCCUGACUGGCAUGAUUGGCCCUGAUAGCCCUCGCCUCAAGGCCGUGUUGGAUUUGAUCAACGACCCCGAGGAAUUGUGGAGUGACUACGGCAUCCGCAGCUUGAGCAAGAGCGAUAAGCUCUACGGCACUGAGGAGAACUACUGGCGCAGCCCUAUUUGGGUUCCUAUCAACUACUUGACGGUCAAGAGUCUUUACGCUACCGCCACCACUGGUGGUCCCCACCAGGAACAGGCCCGCGAGAUGUACUCGAAGCUGCGCAAGAACUUGGUGGAGAAUGUUUUCCGUGAGUGGGAGAAGACCGGAUUUGCCUGGGAGCAGUACAACCCCGAGAGCGGUGCUGGACAGCGCACACAGCACUUUACCGGCUGGACCAGUAUGGUGGUGAACAUCAUGUCCAUGCCUGAUCUGGCCGAGUCCGCUGACGCCCGUCACGACGAGCUGUAG